This is a messenger RNA of Orycteropus afer afer, 3327 nucleotides long. It is a transcript of the gene FMNL1, whose product is annotated as formin like 1. The record is from RefSeq and is a predicted model, not a curated record. The transcript has 26 exons. Gene Ontology annotation, cellular component: cytosol. Gene Ontology annotation, molecular function: small GTPase binding; actin filament binding. Gene Ontology annotation, biological process: regulation of cell shape; cortical actin cytoskeleton organization; cell migration. NCBI's taxonomy places the organism in Eukaryota, Metazoa, Chordata, Mammalia, Tubulidentata, Orycteropodidae. Bases 1 to 3327 code for a protein of 1108 amino acids.
AUGGGCAACGCGGCCGGCAGCGCCGAGCAGCCCGCGGGCCCCACCGCGUCGCCCCCUAAGCAGCCUGCGGCUCCCAAGCAGCCGAUGCCCGCGGCGGGAGAGCUGGAGGAGCGAUUCAACCGGGUCUUGAACUGCAUGAACUUGCCCCCGGACAAGGUGCAGCUGCUGAGCCAGUAUGACAACGAGAAGAAAUGGGAACUCAUCUGUGACCAGGAGAGGUUCCAAGUCAAGAACCCCCCUGCAGCCUACAUCCAGAAGCUGAAGAGCUACCUGGAUACUGGUGGGGUCAGCCGGAAGGUGGCAGCUGAUUGGAUGCCCAACUUGGGGUUUAAGAGGCGUGUUCAGGAGUCCACACAGGUGCUGCGGGAGCUGGAGAUCUCCCUGAGAACAAACCACAUUGGGUGGGUGCGAGAGUUCCUCAGCGAGGAGAACCGCGGCCUGGAUGUGCUGCUUGAGUACUUGGCCUUUGCUCAGUGCUCCGUCACGUAUGACAUGGAAAGCACAGACAAUGGAGCCCCCAACACAGAGAGAAGCAAGCCGCUGGAGCAGUCAGUAGAGGAUCUCAGCAAGGGUCCCCCCUCAUCCUGUACACCACACCCCAGGAGUCGCCACCUGACCGUCAAGCUGACCCCGGCUCACAGUAGGAAGGCUCUGCGGAAUUCUCGUAUCGUCAGCCAGAAGGAUGACGUCCAUGUCUGCAUUAUGUGCUUGCGUGCCAUCAUGAACUACCAGUCUGGCUUCAGUCUCAUCAUGAACCACCCCGCCUGUGUCAACGAGAUUGCUCUGAGUCUGAACAACAAGAACCCCAGAACCAAGGCUCUGGUGCUGGAGCUGCUGGCAGCUGUGUGCCUGGUGCGGGGGGGACACGACAUCAUCCUUGCGGCCUUUGACAACUUCAAGGAGGUAUGUGGGGAGCAGCAUCGCUUUGAGAAGCUGAUGGAGUAUUUCCGGAAUGAGGACAGCAACAUUGACUUCAUGGUGGCCUGCAUGCAAUUCAUCAACAUUGUGGUACACUCAGUGGAGAAUAUGAACUUCCGUGUCUUCUUGCAAUAUGAGUUCACCCACCUGGGUCUGGACCUGUACUUGGAGAGGCUGCGACUCACGGAGAGUGACAAGCUCCAGGUGCAGAUCCAGGCGUACCUGGACAAUGUUUUUGAUGUGGGCUCGCUGCUGGAGGACACCGAGACCAAGAAUGCGGUGCUGGAGCACAUGGAGGAGUUGCAGGAGCAGGUGGCCACGCUGACAGAGAGGCUUCGGGACGCGGAAAACGAAUCAAUGGCUAAGAUCGCCGAGCUGGAAAAGCAGCUCAGCCAGGCCCGCAAGGAGCUGGAGACCCUGCGGGAGCGCUACAGCGAGUCGACUUCCAUGAGUGCCUCCAGGCGGCUCCCAGAACCUGAAAAAGUGCCUCCCCCCUGCUUGGUGCGGCCCUCGGCCCUAGAGCUGAAGGUGGAGGAGCUGGAGGAGAAGGGGUUAAUCCGCAUCCUGCGGGGGCCGGGAGAUGCUGUCUCCAUUGAGAUCCUUCCGGUCUCUGUGGUAACUCCAAGAGGCAGUGAUAGUGAUGCUCCGUCUCCGGAGGUGCCCGCUGGCUCCCCAAGCCCAGAUCUCCUACCUGCAUCAGAACCAGCUCCCGGAGCAGCGCCCCCACCACCACUGCCGCCUCCGCCCCCACCCCCACCUCCAGGCCCCGCCUCGCAACAAGAAGCCCCGCCCCCGGCGCCCCCAAUGGCCCCGCCCCUCCCAGGCAGUCCUGAUCCCCCGCCAGCGCCACCAGUUCCAGGAGACCUGCUGCCCCCACCUCCGCCCCCACCGCCGCUCCUGGGCACUGGUGGGCCUGUGCCACCGCCGCCCCCACCACCUCCGGGAGGCCUCUCUGAUUCCCUUGGGGGGCCCAGUCCAGAGAUGGGCCCAGGAGUGAAAGCCAAGAAACCCAUCCAGACUAAGUUCCGAAUGCCGCUCUUAAACUGGGUGGCCCUGAAGCCCAGCCAGAUCACGGGCACUGUCUUCACAGAGCUCAAUGAUGAAAAGGUGCUCCAGGAGCUAGACAUGAGUGACUUUGAGGAGCACUUCAAGACCAAGUCCCAGGGUCCCAGCCUGGACAUCAGUGCCCUCAAGGGCAAGGCAUCCCAGAAGCCCCCUACCAAGGCAACACUCAUUGAGGCCAACCGGGCCAAGAACUUGGCCAUCACCCUGCGCAAGGGCAACUUGGGGGCUGACCGCAUCUGCCAAGCCAUUGAGAUGUAUGACCUGCAGGCCCUUGGCCUGGACUUCCUGGAGCUCCUGACUCGCUUCCUGCCCACGGAGUACGAACGUAGCCUCAUUGCCCACUUUGAGCGGGAGCAGCGGCCCAUGGAGGAGUUGUCAGAUGAGGACCGCUUCAUGCUGCGCUUCAGUCGAAUCCCACGCUUGCCCGAGCGCAUGGCCACGCUCACCUUCCUGGGCAACUUCCCCGACACUGCCCACAUGCUCAUGCCGCAACUGAAUGCCAUCAUUGCAGCCUCAAUGUCCAUCAAGUCCUCGGACAAACUCCGCCAGAUCCUGGAGAUUGUCCUGGCCUUUGGCAACUACAUGAACAGCAGCAAGCGAGGAGCAGCCUAUGGCUUCCGGCUCCAGAGUCUGGAUGCGCUGUUGGAGAUGAAGUCCACUGAUCGUAAACAGACACUGCUGCACUACCUGGUGAAGGUCAUCACCGAGAAGUACCCCCAGCUCACAGGCUUCCACAGUGACCUGCACUUCCUGGACAAGGCAGGGGCAGUAUCCUUGGACAGCGUCCUUGGGGACGUGCGCUCCCUGCAGCAAGGUCUGGAGUUGACACAGCGGGAGUUUAUGAGGCAGGACGACUGCAUGGUGCUUAAGGAGUUCCUGAGGGCCAACACACCCACCAUGGACAAACUGCUGGCAGACAGCAAGACAGCUCAGGAGGCCUACGAAUCUGUGGUGGAGUACUUUGGGGAGAAUCCCAAGACCACGUCCCCCUCCAUGUUUUUUUCCCUCUUUAGCCGCUUUAUCAAGGCGUACAAGAAAGCUGAGCAGGAGGUGGAACGGUGGAAGAAAGAAGCAGUUGCCCAGGAGGCAGGCACCGAUGCCCUCAGCAGAGGGGAGCCCUUGGCACCCAAGUCUCCACCCAAGGCUCGGCGGCAGCAGAUGGACCUCAUCUCAGAGCUGAAACGGAAGCAGCAGAAGGAGCCACUCAUCUAUGAGAGUGAUCGUGACGGCGCCAUCGAAGACAUCAUCACGGUGCUGAAGACAGUGCCCUUCACGGCCCGCACUGGCAAGCGGACAUCCCGGCUCCUCUGUGAGGCCAGCCUGGGAGAGGAGAUCCCCCUCUAG